AGUCGCCGCCGGGUCCCUAUGCCGCGGGCGAGCCCAGACGCAGCUGCAGCCGAGAGAGGCGCCGCCCGCCCCGUCCAGCCGCUCCGCGCAGCCACAGUCAUUUAUUGAGUGUCUACUAUAUGCUGGGCCUGUCCUGGGUGCUGGGAUACAGGAGUCAACACCUGGUCUCCGCCCUCCUGGAAUGUCCACCUCAGACCCGCAGAGAGAUCUGAACAAGAUACUAGACCUUUGUGGCUGCCUUGUGGGAAACGAGUUGAAGGAAGCCACAAUGGCAGCCUGGAAAGCAGUGAGGAGCUACUGCAAAGGUCCGAGCAGGCAGUGACGGUAGUGCACGGCGGACAGCGGCAGGGGUUUCCGAGAGACAUACAUGGAUUCAGGAUUUAUGGUGGAGGCGCUGUUAAGUCAGCUUUGCUGUGUGAGGUGGGCCACCUCCCCCCAGCUUGCUGCUCGGCUCGUACGAAGAUCAACCCAGGAGUCCCCCCCCUGCCCCCCUCAAGUUCCUCACUCCAUCUGUAACCCUCCUUUGCAUAGCCCUUACUCACCUCCUUCCUGUUUCUUAAAAACCCUUCCCACAUUCCCCGGACCGAGGUCUCCUGCUUUUCCACGCUCUUCUCUUUGCUGGCUACCUUGCUUAUUUCCUUAUUUCACACCGGGGUCCCGGGAAGCGUCGGCACCCUGAAUGAACUUGCCUGGCGUUCUCAACACUCCCUGACUGCGGUCUGUCCUGUCUCAAACUAUCUUGCAUAUUUCGCCAUUUCCACACAGCCACACUUACUUUCUCCGAUCUCUCCAAAUAUCUCCCUUUUUAUACAUUUUUUUAAUGUUUAUUUAUUUUUGAGAGAGAGAGAGAGAGAGAGAGAGAGAGAGGAGGGGGGGCAGAGAGAGAGAGAGAGACACGUACACAGAAUCCAAAGCAGGCUCCAGGCUCCGAGCUGUCAGCACGGAGCCCCACGCAGGGCUUGAACUCACAAACUGAGAUCAUGACCUGAGCCCAAGUCGGACGCUUAACUGACUGACCCCCCCAGGCACCCCAUACAAAUAUCUUCCUCUUACCACCACCCGUACCCCACUAUUCCCUCAUUUACACUCUGACUGGGUCUGUAGACACCCCCUUGACAAGACAAAGCUUUUAUAAUCCCGCCCCCCCUCCCCCAAGCCUCCUCCCUGUCCUAAUUCUGUCCUUCCUCCAACUUUUCCCUCUCCAGCUCUACCCUUCCCCGCCCAGGCUGGCCCACAAUUCACGGUCACCCUCGUCUCUUCCCCGUGGACUACCUCCUGCCAUGUUCCCCUGAGCCCCCAAGGAGGGGGCUCAGGGGGCCCGAUGGCCUCCCGCCCCCCGUGGCCCCACAGCCCCCGUGGGCCAGGGGAAGUGCCUCGAAAGCCCCAGUGCCGAGGAUGGGCAACCGCACGUGGGAGGGCUGCCACGUGGACUCGCGCGUGGACCACCUCUUCCCGCCGUCCCUCUACAUCUUCGUCAUCGGGGUGGGCCUGCCCACCAACUGCCUGGCCCUGUGGGCGGCCUACCGCCAGGUGCGGCAGCGCAACGAGCUGGGCGUGUACCUGAUGAACCUGAGCAUCGCCGACCUGCUGUACAUCUGCACGCUGCCGCUGUGGGUCGACUACUUCCUGCACCACGACAACUGGAUCCACGGCCCCGGCUCCUGCAAGCUCUUCGGGUUCAUCUUCUACACCAACAUCUACAUCAGCAUCGCCUUCCUGUGCUGCAUCUCCGUGGACCGGUACCUGGCUGUGGCCCACCCGCUGCGGUUUGCCCGCCUGCGCCGCGUCAAGACGGCCGUGGCCGUGAGCUCUGUGGUCUGGGCCACGGAGCUGGGGGCCAACUCGGCACCCCUGUUCCACGACGAGCUCUUCCGUGACCGCUACAACCACACCUUCUGCUUUGAGAAGUUCCCCAUGGAGGGCUGGGUGGCCUGGAUGAACCUCUACCGGGUCUUUGUGGGCUUCCUCUUCCCGUGGGCGCUCAUGCUGCUGUCCUACCGCGGCAUCCUGCGGGCCGUGCGGGGCAGCGUGUCCACCGAGCGUCAGGAGAAGGCCAAGAUCAAGCGGCUGGCCCUCAGCCUCAUCGCCAUCGUGCUGGUCUGCUUCGCGCCAUACCACGUGCUCCUGCUCUCACGCAGCGCCGUCUACCUGGGCCGCCCGUGGGACUGUGGCUUCGAGGAGCGCGUCUUCUCAGCGUACCACAGCUCACUGGCCUUCACCAGCCUCAACUGCGUGGCCGACCCCAUCCUCUACUGCCUCGUCAACGAGGGGGCCCGCAGCGACGUGGCCAAGGCCCUGCACAAUCUGCUCCGCUUCCUGGCCAGUGACAAGCCGCAGGAGAUGGCCAACGCGUCGCUCACCCUGGAGACCCCGCUCACUUCCAAGAGGAACAGCAUGGCCAAGGCCAUGGCAGCUGGCUGGGCGGCAGCUCCACCCUCCCAGGCGGACCAGGUCCAGCUAAAGAUGCUGCCGCCAGCACAGUGAACCUCCGACUUGCGCACAACUCCCUCUCCCCGCUCCUCAAAUCGUAGCCCACGUUCCCUUCCCUCCUGGUCUGAUGUAUGCAAACCGUAUGCAAAUAAGGCUGCGUUAACAUUCGGGAGAGUGUAAGAAAAUAGGAAAACGGUGAGGUUGGUGGGUCACUGGUCCAUCAUCAUCCACCGUGACCUCCUUCAGUUUAUCUGUGCCUAGCACUGCGCUGGGUGGUACUCGUGACAUAGCGGUGACCAAGGACACCGCUGGCCCUCCUUCACUCGCCCACACUCCCAUGGGGGAGGCAGACCUGCCCCCAGACAGUGAUGAUCCUGACUGGGUGGGGGCUCAGACAGGGAGCCCAAAGGACAUCGGACCCAGUCUGUGAGUCAGGGAGGGCUUCCUGGAGGAGGGGACAAGGUAAAUGAAGUCAAAUGUUUGGUCUCCAGAAGGUAAAGACCAAAAGAGAAAAAAGGAUAUUUCCAACAAGGAGGUAGAAUUUUUGUGACUGAAGGAGACGGAAGAAGAAAUUCACUGAGUGCAGAGUGAACAUCUUUGCCCUUGGGAAGCCCCUGAUCAUAUAAGGGAGUGAGGGCACAAAGAACACGUGUGAGUUUCUAGAUAAACCGUGUUCUCCAAGUCAGGACUGAGGGCUAGGGAGACUUUCAGAACCUAAGGGAAGGGCAAUUGGGGCAGACUGGCUGGAGGAGUGGCGAGCAGGGCAAGCUUGGGAAGGGGCUCAGGACAAGAGAAGGGUAUUUAUUCAUUUGUUCAACAGAGAUUUAUUUAUAUCUACUCUCUGCCCAGCCCUGUGCUGGCUGGGGCUGGGAACACAAGGGUGACCAAAUCAGCCCAGGCCCCACCCUCACGGGGCUCACGGUAAACAAGUAAAUAAAAAUAAAUACAAUCUU
Neofelis nebulosa (Clouded leopard) is the source of this 3383-nucleotide messenger RNA. RefSeq names its product G protein-coupled receptor 4 (gene GPR4). Gene Ontology annotation, cellular component: membrane. The coding region runs from base 1396 to 2484 and encodes 362 amino acids. Gene Ontology annotation, molecular function: G protein-coupled receptor activity. The record is from RefSeq and is a predicted model, not a curated record. NCBI's taxonomy places the organism in Eukaryota, Metazoa, Chordata, Mammalia, Carnivora, Felidae. The transcript has 4 exons. Gene Ontology annotation, biological process: G protein-coupled receptor signaling pathway.